AUGUCUGGCCCUUACGACAACCAAGGCGGCUACGGCUACGGCGGCCAUCAGCAAGGCCAAUACGGCCAGCAAGGCCACGGUCAGCAGGGUUACGAUCAGAACUACCCUCAGCAAGGCCAGGGCUACGGCCAGCAAGGCGGAUACGGACAGCAGCCAUACGGCCAACAGCAAGGCUACGGCGCACCACCAGCCCCCUCAUACGGCCAAGGCUACGACCAGAACCAACAAGGCGGCAGCUACGGCGGCCCCCCGCAACAAGGCGGCUACAACCACGGCCAAAGCGCGCCCCAGUACGGCCAACAGCAAGGCCAAUACGGAGGACAAGACUACAACAACUCCCAGCAGCAACAACCCUGGGGCCAAGGCGCGCCCCCCAGCGGCGACCCAGCAAACCCCUACGGCUACACUCGCGACCCGGCCGACCCCAACAACCCACAAGAAGGCGAGCGCGGCUUCAUGGGCGCCGUCGCCGGCGGCCUCGGCGGCGGCUUCCUCGGCCACAAGGCCGGCCACGGCGUCAUCGGGACGCUGGUGGGUGCUUUCUUGGGCUCCAAGGGCGAGGAUGCUUGGAAGGAUCAUAAGCAUAAUCAGCAGCAGAACCCAUAUGGGAAGUACUAG
Messenger RNA from Zasmidium cellare ATCC 36951, 618 nucleotides. RefSeq lists its product as uncharacterized. The transcript has 2 exons. The record is from RefSeq and is a predicted model, not a curated record. Lineage: Eukaryota; Fungi; Ascomycota; Dothideomycetes; Mycosphaerellales; Mycosphaerellaceae. The coding region runs from base 1 to 618 and encodes 205 amino acids.